Molecule: messenger RNA, 15292 nt
Organism: Porites evermanni
Lineage: Eukaryota; Metazoa; Cnidaria; Anthozoa; Scleractinia; Poritidae
Source: the annotation of a GenBank genome assembly
GCAGCCUGGACCCGAACGUCUUUUUCAAAAUGGCAGAAAGAAGGGACAACAAAGGUGCUUGCGGUUUCUUUUACUAUGACUGGGCUCAGUCACGAUACAGGUGGUCGUCUGAAAAUCAUCUGACUAACUUUAAAGUCAGGAAAUCUGUGUGUUCCCCAUCUGAAGCCAAGGUAGGUGGUAAUCAUAAAAAAGUGAUCCUUUGGAAAUUCUAUAUUGCAGAUAUUGAAGCUAAGGGCGGGAAGAACAAAUGUUAAACUGACGUCCGUUUCUGUCCUUGAACAGUUUUCCAGAAUUAUCGAAAUAGUAUUGGAGUAGAUUUAAGUUCAGGUCUAUAUAACAAAUGUCUAACUGUUUUUAAACACUUGGGAUGGCUGGGGUCUUCAUUGGCUAGAUACCGAAAAGCAACCCUUGGCUUCGAACUUCGAAGUAAGAUUAAGGCAUUUACAUAAAUCUGCUUACGCCUAAACAAAAGUGCCCAAUAGAACGGGUACAUAAUUAUGCACAUAUUUGAAUUCAAGGCUUUUGAUUUUAUAUUUUAUCAGUUUGUAGUGAAACUGCUUGCCUCCCCUUUAGUUUUUAAUAUCUUACCAUUAGUUCUAAUUUUUUGGAUCAAACUUUAAUAUAAAUUGUAGUGUGUCAUUUGGGAUUUCUUAUGGCUGAAUCCAUGAGCAAGAUGAAGCCAAUCUUGUGUUCUGGGCAGAGUUUUUCAAAGCUGGGUUAACAUAACCCAGGGUUAGUGUGAGAUUUGAAUAGACCCUGUCACGGUUUUUCAGUGACACCAUCUUGACGAGUAGGCAAACGCGUGAGAAAUUACAUUGUUUGUAUGAGAAUCUAAUGUCAAAUAAUUUCUGUAAAACGACUGUUCUGAAAAAAAUAUGAAUUUUAAACUAAAGUUUCACUCCUAAGGAUUCUACUGGAAAAAAUUGAGGGUGUUACAUGUGCUAGAAGACCUAGAACCACUUUUUAAAAUUUUCUAUAUAUUAUUUGUCUGUGAGAAAGUCCCGAGAAAAAUUACAGACAAAUAUAUGGAAAAUCUAGAGCAACCUCCGGAGUAAUUUAAGCACAGGUACCCCCCCCCCCAAAUUUUUUAGUACAAUCCUUUGCUUUGUGGCUUUUGUUUACAAUUCACAUUUUUUUCAGAACAGCCAUUUUAUGGAAAUUAUUGGACAUUUGAUUCUCAUAAAAACACUUAAUUUCUCACACAUUUGCCUACUCGUCAAGGUGGCAUCAAAAACUGUGACAAGGUCUAUUCAGAUUUGAAAGUUUAAAAAGCAUUUCAGUGUUAAUUCCUUUUGUCUACAAGUUGAUGAUUGGAAGCUCUAAAAAUAACAGAGAAAAUUAUCCAAGAAAAUGCUUUUGAACACAAGAAAAAGAAACCCGGGUUAAAUUUAACCUCUGGGUAAGCACUAAUCGCCCUUCAAACAACAGUAAACUGGGCCCUGAUCUGAUUGGCUAUGCGAACAAGCAAGAUGGGUCAGUGACUUAGGAUGGCCUGCUGUACAGGUCCCACAAUGCAUUAUUGAUCAAGCUUGUUUGGUCAAAAUGUACAGGCUAUACAAUAAUACUAGGGUAAACAUGAUUGGGAAAACAGGAUAUACAGGGGCAUACGUGGUAUACAAUAAUACUAGACCAAACACGGGUAAACAGUAACAGUAAAUCUUUAUUAUGCCUUACUCCAUUAGAAGGUAUCAGUCUGUUUACAGUAUAUAAAGUAAUAAUAAUGGCGAAGGGUAUACAGUAAUACUACGGCGUACCUAUAUUAUUUGUGAAUUAUCUGUUUGCUUAUAAGAGUGAGGCCAGCCUGGAUGAUCAUAAUUUGUCCAAAGUUGUGAACAAAACACCAGCUGAAUGGUAGGUUGGAUAAAGAACAGUGAAAUGUGUGUUUAUGUGGGUGACCAUAGAGUCCUGCCUCAUUUAGUAUUUUGCUUUACAGAGUUGUUGGCUAUUUUUAACACAGAUCAAGAAAAAGAGGCAUAAAAGUCAGAUGCCCACCAUGAAGGGUUUUGUUAGAAGCUACAUAUUAUGAUUUUGUGGAAUCAAUAAUUUAAGAUUGUUUGUCAUCAGUGGAUCAGUAGAAUCAAUUUUUGCAAACAGAGUUUAUUUUUGUCUCUCUCCCUCCCUUCUUUGAAGUUUGGGACCAGGAUUCUUAGUGGGCUAAGAGGGCAAAUUAUGGGAUGAACACUCAGCUCACUUCAUUUGCUGAUUUUUUUCUCUGUUUCCUUGUUUGCCUCCCUCUUAUUUGUCUUUUUCUCACCAAGUACAGUCAACUCUCGCUUUGCGGACACCCCGCUAUAACGGACACCCUGAUAAUACGGACAGCGGCUAAAUCCCCAGCAAAAACAAAUUACAGAUGUUUGACUGACAUCAACUCCCGCUAUUACGGACACUCACUAUUGAGGACACUAACUCGAGGUCCCCACAGUGUCCGCUAUAAAGGGAGUUGACUGUAGCCUAUUAAAUCCCAGGCUAGCAUACACUGUUGUGUAUGUGCAGUGUAAUAAAUUAAUUUUUGUACUUUAACUACAAAUUUCCCACUUUCAAUGUCUUUUUUCAACAAUGAUGUUGGAGUACUUGGCGUGUGAUGAUUUUACCUUCCAGCAAGCCGUCUCAGUAGCUUACGACUUUCAACUCUUUCUUAUAGGAAAGACCCCAUUAUUGGCAACAUGAAAAAUCCAUUGCAGGACAAAGAUGUCAACCAGAUUCUUCAAUGCAACCAGGUCAGAUUCUUUAUAGAAGCAGAUUUUGCAUGACAAUUUAAGCCAUGAAAAGUGCUUUGCAUGGGCCACUGGUUGAGGGUUUUGGUAGCCAAAAUUUCAAAGCUACAGUGUACUUGUAGUCACCAUGAGGCAAGUAAAAGUUGUUUUUUGGUUAGAGAAACUGGAUAUACAUCUGCAUUUGCAGGGUACCAGCAUGGACUUUAUCACCUGCUCUUUUCAAAUAGUAGUGUGGGUUCUUUUACAUUGGCUUUAAGUGGAUCAGAUCCAACCAGCAACACUUCAAUCAUCUGAACUGAGACAAGGUCUUAAAUCGUGGCAGGUUUGUCAUUAGUAGCUAGUAGCCAAUAGCCAGCUUUUUUAGCUGGCUACUGCUGUAAAAUCAACCGGCUACUUAAGGUUUCUAAACAAGUCAAACAACACAAAUAUAGGAAAAUUUGUGGGAUAAAUGACUUUGCCAAAUUGUUUAAGACCACUGUUGAUGAUCUGGCUGGGGUUAGUUUUUAGCCCAUUCAGCCGUCUAGGUGUCAAACUAUGAGUAAGUGAGGAAUAGGUAAUUUUAUACGCUGAUAUUUUCUUCAUAAUCUAAUAUCAAUUAAUUAUUCCUUUUAGUUUCCCUUCAGAAGACAUUCACAAGAAGAUUUACUUGCUCAAGUUAUCAUUUCAAAGAAAGGUGAAUGGCAAACUUUGUAAUUAAAGUUACCAGGAUGCACUGAUGAACAGUUGGGUGUUGAAUACAGGUUCUUUUUUUUGUAUUGUUUUGUUGAGCUUGAACUGAGGUGCGCUUGGAGAAAAACAUCCACUUUGAAAUUUCAACCUUGAUUGGAUGCUGUGUUGGCAUUAACUAAGACAAGAAUAAUGGUAAUAAAAAAUCAGGAAAGUCACUUAAACAGUUAUUUACAUUUAACUAUACAUGUCAGGAUGCUAUUUCUUCUUUGUCACUAAUAUAUUGUCAGAAAAAAAAAAAAUAAAGGUUGCAUGAUAUACUGAAUGUGCAGUGUUUGCUUUGAUUAUUUUUGACCCUUGUAUAUAAUAUAAGUUUUAACUUUCACUAAAGAAGGCUGUUAAUUUAAUUUGGGAAAGCAUCAAAAGAGUGUUUCACAUUUAUUAUUUGACAUCAUUAGGUAUUUCUUACUACCUGUGAUAACAAUUGAAUAACAUGUCAUAAAACAUUAUUUAUUAAUUUUUAGCUGUCUCUUUAUUCCCUUUAGGACCUACUGUUGUUAAAAGUCAAAGUCUCUGCUCCUUGCAACCCAAAAAUGAGGCUCAAGAGGUACAAAUGUAGGAAUUGAAUUAGCGGUAAUAGAUAAUAAAUUGAACUUCAGAUGAAUGGGUUAACAGUACUGACUCCAAUUUGAAUGACUAUUUCAGUGAAAUUAGACAUCUAUGUGUCUGCUGUUCAAUACAUACUCCUCAACCUGACUAUUGAUUUAAUUAACUCAUUGGGUAGCCUGCACAUAAGUACACCAUACAUGGAGGCUAUACCACAGGGAACUAUUACCCAGUCCCCUGGUCAUGCUUUUCAUUACUUCCCCUUUGAGCAACACAAGGAGACAGGACCAAUAGCUUUAUAGUGUCAUUCCAUAGUGAUGCAAGAUUUAUCCUAAAGGGCAGCUUCAUUAAAGCCAACAUAAACUCAUCAGUUUUUCUUAUCUAAUGAAUUCUCCCCUACCCGUCCCUACAGAGUGAGAGAGAGACAGGUAGGAGAGAGAACCUGGGAACAAGGUUGAUGAAUGACAUUGGUUUAUAAUAAUCAUAUUAUAAUGUCUAGGACUCAAACCCACAUCCUACGAAGCUAUGAUACUACCACCAGUAAUGAGAUGCAGUUAAACCCUCAUUUUGUAUUGUUUUUGUAUUGCUUACCAUGUAUGUUUUCUGAAAAGCAUAAACAGAGAAGUUAGUUACCUGCUGUAUGUCACCUCUGGAUGUACACUUUAAACCAGAUAUUUUCCUUAAAUAGUCCAUAUGCCUCCAGCAAAUCAUCACAACUUUCGUACCCAGCAUUAUGAGCAUAUAAAGACUUGCUAGGCUUAAUUAACUUAUGCUGCCUGCUCAAUUAUUUGAGCAGGCAAUUAUCUGACUGAGCAACAUUGGAAAACCACAUGUCCAGCAGUCCUUUUUGGGGACGAGCACAAGCUCUUUUCUGAACAGCCACGGGUAAUUGAAUCUAUACAUAAGGAGAAGUGAAUGUUACAUUUCCUCUCUCUUUCUCUCUCUCUCUCUCUCUCUCACAUAAAAUGAAGAUUACUAAAGGUCAUGGAACAAUGAUUAGUGUUCUACAAACAAGGUUGCUCAGAUUACGAGCUGCACAAACACUCUGGCAUAAGGUAUGUUUUUCUUAAAUGGUCGCUAGCUGAUACCAGGCAACACUCUGAUGUGAAGAUGUUCAAGAUUUUGCAGUUUUGUCAAUAAUUACUUGGCACAAAAAAGAUUUGGAUGGUUUUUGAUUGACUUCAGACAAAAAUAAUGUCCGUAAUUAAAACUGCCUGAAAUGUUUAAUUUCAAAGUAUUCCAGUAUUUAUCUUUUUUCAUCCAAGCCCAGUUGGAAUAAAUUGGUGUUAUUUUCUCAUCUGUGUAGUGUAAGUGUAUCUCUAAAACCUUGAGGACUGCACAGCAAACUAUCACAAUUUUCACAAAUUUUGUUUUAAUGCAAGUCAUGUUUUGUAGGCAUACAUUUUUUGGAAGUAGUACACGGUAGCAGUACUAAAAAUUUUUGUCCAGAAUUUGUCCAGAGUGAGAGUAAAAUAAUUGUGUGAAAUUAACGUCCAGAGUAUAAAUAAAUGCUUUGUUCUAAGUUCUUUCGCAAGUAAUGAACAGCAGCUACAAUAUCCUUCUUUAUUUGAACAGUUACAUUACUGUUGUUUGUUCACAGGAUACAAAUGCCUUAAUCGAGUAUCUCCUACGGUAAGCAAUAAUCUUUUUAAUUCUUUGAUAUUAGGUUUCUGGGAAACUGCCUACCUACCCCUCCCCUAAGCUAACAUUAACACUUAAUUCUCACUUUGGGCAAAAUGAUGGGUUAGGGGAGGGGUAGGUGGGCAGUUUCUCAGAAACCUAAAUUGAUCCAUUGUUUCUAUAAUAAUCGUCAUUAUCACUUUUUGCUCUUGGCGCUUUACAAUGAAAAGUAUAUACAAAAGUAUAAAAGUAUAUGUAAGUAUAAACAAUUAAAAGUUUAAAGGUUAAAAUGCAAAGAAUAAUAAAAUAAUUACAAGUCAAAAUCCAUUUUUAAAAGGUACCGUAGGUUUUUAAACGAUUCUUAAUGUCAGUUACUCAAUCUUAAAUCUAACGGGAGAGUAUUCCAUAGUUUUGGGGCAGGUACAGCAAAAGCCAAUCCCCAUAUGUUUUCAGGCGAGCUGACAAGUCUCUGUGAUGAUGACCGCAACGUGCGUGAUUUUGUUUUAUACUAAAAGCAGGUCUGAGAUGUUAUCAGGUGCUGCGCCUUUAAGGGAUUUAAAAACUAACAGAAGAAUUUAAAACACUGAUCGAAAACGCGAAAACGACACCAAGAUUACGAGUUGUGGUGUCUGAACAACCGUCCUAUUGCCAACUCAAAGGGACUCUAAGGGAGGUCUUGGACGAUAUCUUGAGCUGAUUUGAAGGAAUUCGGUCUUAUGUUGAUUCAAUUUUAGUCUGUUGUUAACCAUCCAGUUAUUGAUGUCGCUGACACAAUUUUCAAUCAAGGAUUUGCAUAUAGCCAUUUCGUAAAGAGAAUCACUUUUGAUGGCUCAAUAAAGUUUGGUGUUGCAUCAAUAAAAACUAGUUGUAGCUUUCGCUAAGUGCCAACGAAAGAAAAAGAAUUUGCCUACAUCACCGGUUUUAGUUCCAAUGUUUAUAAAACCAUUUUAGCUGCUGAGCCGAGAAUUUCCACUACAAGCACUCCUCCUUUUCUGCCAUGCUCUUGGCCUCAAAAUCGCACUUAUUCUUCUGCUUAGACAUUUUUUAACCUUAAACUUGUCGAGUUUCAAACAGCGAAAGGGAAAUAACAUUUAUAGGUUAGCACGAACUUGAAAUAGCAAGUUGUAGUUCGUACAAGUACAGUAGUGUGGCAGAGAACAUUGUCCAGACUUUGAAGGUUCGUUUGUUUACAACAAAGGUCAUCAAAAGUCACGUGAAACUACACGUGAAAUCUAACGCCACUAAAAUUCCCAGGGAAUCUACACCUUACGUUACACUUUUCACAGCACGAUCGAGGAUUUUUCUGCCUGCUACAAUACUUCGCGUGGCAUUAAGCUGGCCGCCUCUCAAGCCGACCGUCGUCUUCCCUCGGCUUGCUCGUUGGCAAUGAUACUCAAGAUUGUAACACUUUACAAGGUCAGCGAGCGGAGAAGUGUAAAGUACUUACAGAAGAGUCCCGAGGACAGAUACCUGCGGGACGUCGCGGUCCAACAGACGUCGGGAUAACCUGGAAGUAUUCACACUGAUAAACUUUGUGCGCGACUUCAGCCAGCGAGCGCAGUUCAUUUCACCCCGAAACGAGUAAUGCCACGGUCGACAGGAGGCGGCAGAUAGAUCAAGUAGAAGUAAGAUAAGAGAAUUGUUCUCAACCGCAGUAAGAAUGUUAUUUUGAACCCUUACAAGUGCGCCUUCGGUGCUAUGAAACCUUUUUUUCUAACAUAGCUAGAAUAUUCGCCGUAAUCAAAUUCAAUGGCGAGAGCGUGCUUCAUAUUCCCAUUAAGCACGCUGAUGACGUCAAUAAACUAUGACUCGAGUUUUUGUGAGCUUAGCAAUCCUCCCAAGUACAUCCAUAACUCAACAGUACACGAUGAAGCGUUAACCAUGUGUUUCAAAACGUAAAUUUAAGAGAAAACAUUUGAAUUUGUUAACCGAUAGUAGGGAAAAGUGGUGCGUGUUGUUGUUGUUAGCGUCAUCUUACAACUCUUUCGUGCUCUCCAAACUUCCCCCGUGCUCAACAUCUCGACAUACGCACGCUGACGCAUGGACUAAUUGUUAAAUAUGUAGACAUCAAGAUGCAGAUCUAAGAUAUGAUUAUUCAGUUGCCAAGCAAGAACCUUUUCGAUUAUUUUAGUAACAAAUUUUAAGUUUGAGAAGGACGGAAAUAACUCUUCAUGAUUGACAUUCUUUUUCUUUACAAGUGGUGAUACUGCAGCACUUUUUAAAGUUUUUGGCACUGUACCAUCCAAUAAGGGACAUUGAUAAUUUACGUUAACGUAGGAAGGACCAUAGGUAGACAGUUCCCAAGGACGGUUGCAGGUAAAGGAUCAAGUUCACACGAUUUAGAGCACAACUUUUAAGCAAUACGCUCGACCUGAAUCACGGUAACAGUCUGAAAGUUGAAGAGUCCCUUACAGUGUUUGUCAGCAGUGUUAGGCUAGUAAAGUUCAACCUCUGCGGCUCUUUCCAUGAGAGCAGUGUGUAUCUUCUCAAUCUUAGAGUUGAAAAAAAUCAUUGAAGGCGUUUGCCAAGCAGGUAGAGUCUAAACAAAACAUGAGAGAUAAUCAAGUAUAACCUAAAUGGUUGCUUCCAGCCAGUUCGAGGUUUGAACCGUUUCACCCUCAUAUAUUUAAUUUUUUUGUUUCAAACAACCCUGGAUCCCCGCUCUGUGGAUACCUACAGUAUAACGGACAGUUUCGUUUGUCCUGACAAAAAGCUCAUGUUUCGUCCUGACAUCUGUAACUCUUACCCUGCCCCUGGAUUGAAAUUGCUCCUUACUUCGGUUGCGUCGAAAAUUCAAACUUCAUUGGAGAGAAUUUAUCAGAAAUGUUGAAAUUUCCAACGCGUGAAAGCUAUUAUUUCACGUUGAUCAUUUUUGUCCUUACAAAGCAAUAAACGAUCAAAGAUAACUAUACAGAACAGUACCUAUUAUUCUCAAAUUCAGGUCGCUUUUCUUGAUACGUCAUGUUUCUCUAAAACUGACCACUUUAUACGGACAAUGGGCACUUUUCUGUGUCCUGAGUCAUUAACUCCUAUAUACAGUCAACCCUUUUUUUGGACACUGGUUAUCUGCCGACUUUUUAUGACGGAAUAUUUUAUCAGCGAAAAUCUUACUUAAACUGCAAAUAAUCUCUCGAAGUUUUUAUCUAGCAUCAAGUCCACCUGGCUGAGUCACAAUAAAAGCUCAGUACAAAGUAAAGUGACGGACUCCAUUGUCGUGUUUCAGACGGUAAUUUUUGUCUGGGACUAUGAUAAAUGGUCGUGAGGUGUCUUUUAUUCUUUCGAAGGAACUUGUUACAGUUGCAGAUAACAAAUAAAACAUGUCUUUCUCAUAAAAAUCUCUGCUUUAGUCUUUUUAUCAAUAAAACAUGGUCAUGCAAAUAAUAUGGGCCUCACUAUGGCAUGUCUCCUUGGACGGUGUCCAUAUUAACUGGUUUCCACUGUACCCGCCAAACUGGUACUAGAAUGAAGUGCCUGGUGUAAAAUAUAUUGGAUCAAAGAUUUGUGCUCGUUCUUCUCUGCAAGAGGUCCUAAGUUUGAGUUCUAGAUGUGACCUAAAAUCAUCAGUAUGACAUCUUUUUUGUUUUUCGUAAAACGGAGGGCUGGUGGGGAGAGGGGGUAAAAUAAACGCACUUUCAGCCUCAGCUGUGUUCGUCAGGUGACGACUAUUUCGAGUUACCAAAGUAUAAUAAGGACGCGAUACCUCUAACUUUUCUUUUGGUAAAGGGUCAAACUUAGCCUUUUUCCCUGAAGGUGAGAAGCUGGCUUAUGUCAGGUUUACACCCUGUACUGAAAUGAUCCCUGCACAGUCUGUCACUCAGGUUGCUGACAAGAAACCGAAUGUUUUAUGUUUACCCAGGUUAAAAGAUGAGUCUGUUUUGGUUGAUGUCAUGCCAUUUCUAACUAUCAGGUAUCAGUACCAUUUUAAUGUAAAUGAAUAAUAGAAGACGUAUAUCUAUGAUCCUCAUGGAUUGCAGCACUGGUUCACACAUUAUCCUACUUUAGCAGAUUUACUUAUAAAACGUUUGCUAAAACCACACUAAAGUAAGAUUUUACUCAUGCCCCAUGACAAAGCUGAAACCUAAAAGUGAUGGAUUUUUCAUUUAUGGGGUGUUAAUCUGCUUAUUCACAAGUAAAACUCAAUUAUUCUUUACAGUAAAUUAUCAAACAUGUCCUCAUCGUAAGUUUGCAUGUAAGCGAAGGAAAGAGAUUUAAACUGAAUAAGGAAAUUUUAAUUUCUAUUAGAGGAAUUUUAUUAGGCUGAAGUCUUUUGUUUUUUUCGUUUUAACUAUGUUAGUCAGAUUCCUGGUCGUGUUUUGUUCAUAGUACUGAGUAGGGUUCUGCACGUUAUUAAACUUGACACUUUGCUUGCAGAGUUCGUGAAGUGUCCCCUGAAGGGCACGCCUUGUCCAUGGGAGCCUGCUUGGAAAUGUUACCAGUGCUGGAAAAACUUCUCACUUCUAAAUUCGAGGAGUAAGUUACACUAUAGACCAACAAUAAAAUUUGGUAACUGUAUUGUGGAUAGAGUUGUUCUUUUUUCUAAGUCCUUGAUACACAAAAAUUUGGUUUUACCAGCUGGGUUAAUUUACUGGAUUGUAAAGAGUGUUGUAAACGCCCUACAAACGUUGUCUUUCGGAAUAAACUAAUUUACCAAUAUUUUUCUUAUAUGGACACUAAAAGAUAGAAAGGGUUGUCUACAACUGGCAUUAGUAGAGGUUGCCGAGAUUCAGCGUUAAAUAAUGCUCGUUACGACAGCUUUUCAUUUACACCAAACUGGGAAAGUCUCACCGGGGGAAGUUUCUGUUACUGCUGAAUUCUUGGGAAGCAUUUUGCUCGACAACGAUUGUUCAAGUCAAUAAGAAACGUGUCCUACCCCUUAGCACUCUUGAGAGAAAGUAUGGGUUGUAAUAAUACUAUGUGUCACCGUUUACCCGAGCUGUAUAUUGUCCUGGCCCCGGUUGUUCGAAAGACGUAGUGUAAGUUGUUACGUUAUCUUAAAGCUUUUGCAAUACUGUAACUACAUAUAGUCAUGCAAAUAAAGCUUAUGUUGUUGUUGUACCGCUAAAAAUCGAAUCGAGUUUCAAUUUUCGAGUCGAGAAAUAUUUUAAGAACUUGUCGUGAGAGCGCACUCUUUAAAAGUGUACACUUACCUUUCAUUCUAAAAAUUACUGCUCCUUGAUUGGGUGAUAAACUCGUUCGCUAUCGUAUAAACGAGGCUUGCUUUUUGGAGGUGAAAACGUUUGCGUAUUUUUUCCUGUUAAUAGUCCUUUUGAAACUUGCUUGAAAAUAAAUGAAACUAGAAGUGAUAGCAUAAGUGAGAUACAUGUAAUAGCGGUGAAAAUUGCGCCUCCAUUCGAAAGUAAACAAUGACGAAACAACUUGUGGAAAAAACGACCGACAUAAAUAAAGAAUACAGCAACCCCUCAUUAAUGAGGUCAUUAAUGUACCGUGCAAUGUACGGCUGUAAUUCUUUUUUACUUCCAUCGUUUACACAUCAGAUUAGCGGAGAAGAAUGAGCCUCCGUUUGAAAGUAAGCAAUAACGAAACAACUCGUAGAAGAAAUGACCGAUAUAAAUAAACAAUACAGUUACCCCUCAAAAACAGGAUUAUUAGCUAGUGUGGUUAAAAAAAGUUUAGUUACAGUUGUUACUGUAACUAAACUAAAAAGUAGUUAAGGCAAUAUUGGUGCUAUCAAGGGAGCUUUGUCACGAAAUUUAUCAAAUUCAAACCGUGGGGACUUCCAACAAAUUAAGUGAAGCAUAAAAAUAACCGCUCAAUACAUUAAAAGAAGGUAUAAAUAACACUCAAUUCUAAAUCAGGCGCGGAUAGACAAACUUGAAGAAGAUUCAGAUCUACCAAAUUGUUUGAAUGCGGGCUCUCCUAGAAUGUUUGCCGACGACACUAAUGUUACCUUUUCUGCAGCUACUAUACCUGAUCUUGAAUCCCAAAUCAAUAGUGACCUGAAAGAUAUUGAUUGCUGGCGUUUAUGGUUUUCUGAUCAGUACUCCCACACGGCAAAUAUGUAAAACAGUUUUGAGAAUUUAAACUAAUUUUCUAUGUCUGACUGAUGUUUUUAACCGUGUACAAAUCAAGUUAUCAUUCAUUCAAACGGAUUGCAAUUGUGGUUUUUGAAAACUUGUUAGCUUGACAGUUUUUCAAAGAUUGUUUUUGAUUGUUUGAAACGUUUGAUAUGGUUUGAUGUACAGUAGAACGUCGAUAUAACGAGCCUCUGUGUAGCGAACUCGCGGUAUAACACACAAUUUUCUUUACCCCAGUAAUUUAAGUAUACGAAAAAAAAAACUCGUCAUAGCGAACAAACUUUGCCAGUCCCUUGGCCCGUCGUUAUAUCGAGGUUCCACUGUAAUGGUUGGUAGACAUAUUUGACACAAACAUGUGGAUUUGUCAUUCACAAGUGAAUUCGUAAGUUCCGUAGCGAGCAAGGAUGCGUAGUUGACAUUCUUAACAAAAUGAACACACAGCCGGCUGUGAUGCAGCCCCUUUAAAUUGACUAACGAAGAUUGUAUUCCUUGGUUAUAGUUACAUUAUUGCUGCCCUGAACAUGAUCAGGGAAAUGAUAAAACGGUGGUGGAUGCAGCUUAAAGUUGUCACAAACAAGAAAGUUUCACCCGAGUGGCAGCGAUGUAGCAGGUACGUUAUCAAUAGGAUCCACGUGAGGGGGUCGUGUUGUUAAUUUCAUGACUGGGGUCUGCGUCGUUGUGUGACUCGUCUCUAUUUUUCAUUUCUUACGUUUACCUUCCUCUUCACGUAGGUGACCAGUUAGAGAACCUUGCUGUAAUCACUGUGAAAAAUGUUUCUUAUGUUUUUGUAACACGAUACUGGAGGACCGACAAGGAGCAGUAUAUAAGAUCCUAGGGGAUAAGAUCAAAUACUGCAACUGCCUGGCCACUUACAUUGAUGAGACCGGCAGAAACCUAAGCACGCGACUGACUGACCACAAACAAGCGACAGGAAAUGGUAACGUCAACAAUUACAUUGCUGAAUACUAUUUAUGGACGAAACAUCAAAUCGACUUGGACUUUGCGACAUGUAUUACGUAUUCUACAGAUUGUUAUCAACGACUUACUUUAGAAAGCUGGUUACUAAAUUAGAACAAACGCCACUAAAUCAUAGUCAUUAGUCACCGGCACCGUACAAAAGACUUAUUGACGGAAUCACGCAAAACUAACUACUAGAGAAUGACUGGACAACCGACAAUUUGACUAACAAUAACAAACUGUUAAACUUUGACAACAGACGUAUCGAAAUCCACCAGUGACAUUUUGAGUCUUUAUAGCCAAUAACAUCACGGCUUAAAUGACAGACGACCAAUGACAUCGCGACUUAAUUUACCAUGAUCAGGUCAAUAACCAGAGUUAAAAUACCAUCAACUGACGUGAUACAACUCACUCUGACUCUGAAGGUGACUACCGCACAGGUUGUCAAAACGUCAGUCACUGUCAACAACAGUCCAAUUUAGGAACACGUUCACCCGCCGGGCGAUCAUGCGCAACCUACUUAUGAAAUGAUUUCUGGGUUCAAACCUUUCACACUAUAGUCGUUUUCUGUUGUUCUUUUAUAGGAGCGUCAAUGGCCUAUACAUGGCAAUACUUUCUCUUUCUGCAAUUAUUGUCAAAUUGUCAAAAAGAAAAGGAAGAGUUGGCGAGAAAGCUAUUGUAAGUUAUAUUUAAUCAGUGUUUGAUGCAGAUAACUGGUAAAAGAGGUUGACAAGGCAUCAGGGUGGCAGUGUCAAAUAUAAGUAAUCUAUAAACAGGCAUCUGCAGGCCUAGGGGCCUUCAAACUUACUCGUGCUCUGCAUGGUACCUCGCCAAACCCUACUGCGAGUGUAUGUCAGGCUUUAGUCCUUCCCUACCAGCAUUAUUGCUCAGAGGUCUGGGGAUGCAUGGGGCAAAGGCAAAACAAGGCCGGGAGAAUUGCAUCAUUUAAUGUUUACAAUCGAAGAUCUGCAGAUAUUCCCCAGGACCUAGGAUGAGAUACCCUUAAGCAAAGAUGCUAUAUAUGUGUAUUGCAAUCUCAUCUUUAUCCUGAAGGUGUGACAAAUAUGUUCAAACCAAUUUUCAUGGUUCAUUCUUAUAACGUGCUAGGCUCAUCAAAUAAUGCUUUUGUGCCCAUGGCAUGUACUAAAGCUGCUUAGAGGGUGUUUAGCCAUAGUGGGUUUGGUGUGGAAUAGCCUUGGUAACAAAUGCAAAGAUGAGGCAAGAUCUCAUUCAACUCUUACAAGCCUGCUCUGACUUUGUCUUGAACUAAAGCGGACUUGAGAGAGUUUCUAUAGCACUUACUUAGCUACAGUGUACAUUAAUUUUUGUGCAAUUCUAGAAUAUUUUCUUUUAGUAGUUAACAUCUUUAGUGUCUUUCUAUGGUCAUGCAUAUGUUUGAACUUGGGACUACCGAAAACAAAUCCAGCUAGCGGUCAGAGCGGGACUUGAACUCUGGGCCUCAGAAUUGCAAGUCCAGCGCUCUAACCACUUGGCCACGCUGGCUUCUAAGGUUUAGGGAGGCAUUACUGGCCUUUUAAUACUAUGCUAAGUGGCGGGGACGAUUCAAAGAACCCCAGAAAACAAAUGAGUUUGUAGCUGCGAUUUUGCGCGUACAUCCACCAUGGAGUUGAUAAACGCUAAGUCAGUAUUGUUACUACUAUUACGCUAGUUUUAAAUGCGAACGUCACUUGUAGAAGUUAUGCUAUUGAGGAAAUUCUAUUGUUGUCGCUAAUUUGCAUUUGAUUCUGUACAUGUGAAUCUCGACGUUGACAACGUGCGUUACUUAUGCUAAACCUGUUUCUUGCAGGUCGUUACAAAGCUGCUGGAUCUCCUAUGACAACUUCUAACAAAUUUCUAGUGGCUGUUAUAUUUCUUACUUAGCUGCUGAAUAAUCAACCCCGAUAUCUAAAGUCCCAGACACAAUAAAGACACCGUUACUAAACUUUGCAUAGAAACUCGUGACCUUUGACUAUGUGCUAGGGAAGUACAGAUAGUAUCAUGAAUCAAAAGGUCACCUAGUUUCUCUCUUUUCUAAUUCGAAGUUCCAACGUUAGCGAAAAACAAUUUUGAACGAAUUUGCCAGGUACAGUGACGUCAAAAGUAUUCCCUCAAGGUGUACAAUUAAUUUAUCGUCACUGUUUAAAUCAUAUCAACAGAAGUAGACCAUUGUAAAACUUGAUUUUCGUCUAACCAGUACUGAACGUGAUAAACGUGACAUCAAGAAUUUCAGUUUCUUAAGUAGGUUUAGUAUGAUCGUCCGGGUGAACGUAGUCCUGAAUAGGACUGUUGUUGACAGUGACUGACGUGUCGACAACUUGUGUGGUAAUCAUCUUCAGAGUCAAAGUGAGUUGUAUGACGUCAGUUGAUGGUAUUCAACAGUCCUAAUCAGGACUACUUUCGCUUGGACGAUCAUACUCAACCUACUUAUGAAAUGAUUCCUGAGUUCCAAACUCUCACACUCUUCAGUUUCUGUUUAGCGUUUCAACGGAAUUGGACGCAUAUUGUAGCCGAAACUAAUAUAAAACGAGGCUACUCAACAAAUACUUUGGAUAUUUUAUAACUCAAUUGUGUGAUUCCCCCAUGCAGAGGGAUUUUACUUAACCGGCGAAACCGGCAGUAUAUAACCUUUAGUGUUAAAUAGUUACAAGUAAACAAAAAAAAAAUGAAACUAGGGUGCAUUGAAAAGGUAUUAGU